Molecule: messenger RNA, 5045 nt
Organism: Daphnia magna
Lineage: Eukaryota; Metazoa; Arthropoda; Branchiopoda; Diplostraca; Daphniidae
Gene: shep
Product: RNA-binding motif, single-stranded-interacting protein 2
Exons: 8
Coding region: 19-1947 (642 amino acids)
Cellular component (GO): nucleus; cytosol; ribonucleoprotein complex
Molecular function (GO): poly(U) RNA binding; poly(A) binding; mRNA 3'-UTR binding
Source: RefSeq, a predicted model, not a curated record
CGAGGCUCAAGAAACGUCAUGAGUCAAUCUGUCCAACUAGACGCCCAUUCCAUCGACACGCCCCGAUCUGCAGUUGCCGAACCCUUAUCCCUGGACACGUUAUCCUCUUCGCUUUCGGAAGAAACAUCUGAUAUGAGUUCAUCCAACGCUUUGGCGGCGUCUGCAGCAGCAGCAGCUAGCAGUGAAAAAACGACCUCCAACCGUGUCGUCGUCCCGAGAACUACCUCCACUCUUACUUCUAGUACAGCUACAACAGCAGCAGCAGGUGGUUCAAACGUGCAUCUUCCAUCAGCAGGCCACCAACAACACCGGACGGCCGUCAACCGCAGCAACACUUCCGGCGGUGAAGGAGGUCUGGUCAUGGUGGCUACUUCGCUGGCUACUUCUUCAUCUACUGCUUCGUCCAGCCGAGCUAACAGCGCCGAACCCUUCAGCAAUGGCGGUGGAGGAGGAGGAGGAGGAAGCGGGAGUAGCAGUGGUGGUGCGGCGCGGUCAGCCGGAGGAGGAAGCCGGGCAACUCGGACGAAUACGACAGCUCAAACUUCUCAAGGGGCCAUCUAUCGAGCACCGAUGGCUGGUGGCGGAGGAAGUGGUAGUGGCGGAGUAGGAGGCAGUGGAGGAUCUUCUCGGAUUGCAUCCCACGUUUCACCGCAUCAUCUGGCCUCCUAUCAAGCGUCAACCACUGGCUCCUCCCCUUACGGAGCUGGCGUAGGAGGUUCGAAUAACAGCAGCAACAGUAGCAGUAGCACGGGAACUGGAAGUCAAGGCUACAGCAGCUCGACGAGCGGAGUCGGUGUAGGAGGAAGCGGAAAUGGGGGAGGCGGUGCCAAUUCUAACCCGGCGACGGCGACUACGACGACCACGACGACCGGCGGCAGUACCAACAACAGCGAUCAGCUGUCCAGGACCAACCUCUACAUUCGCGGACUGACGCCCAACACCACCGACAAGGAUCUAGAGGAAUUGUGCCGCAAAUUCGGUACCAUCAUUUCGACCAAAGCCAUUCUCGAUAAGAAUACCAACAAGUGCAAAGGCUACGGUUUCGUUGAUUUCGAUUCGCCAUCGGCAGCCGAAUCGGCCGUCAAAGCCCUGCAGCUUCAAGGCAUUCAAGCGCAGAUGGCGAAGGUAAUCGUCAAACAACAAGAACAAGAUCCCACUAAUUUGUACCUGGCCAACUUGCCGCCGCACAUCACCGAACAGGACCUUCACGAUAUGCUUUACAAAUAUGGGACGGUCAUCUCGACCCGAGUGCUGCGCGACGGUGGCAGCCAGAGCCGCGGUGUGGGUUUUGCGCGGAUGGAAUCCAGAGAGAAAUGCGAUGAAAUUAUUAGCAUAUUCAACGGCAAAUCGCUGGCGGGGUCGACCCAGCCGUUGCUGGUGAAAUUCGCCGAUGGCGGCAACAAGAACAAGCGCCAGCACAAGACUCACGAUCAGCGCUGGCGUGACGCGGCCGAUGGGCCGGGCGGCCUCCUCUCGGCUUACGAUAGCCCCGUCCAUCCCAAUGGAAUGCCAACCCUGCUCUCUCACAUGCCGCUCGGACGUAAUUUCCCACACCAAAUGUCGCCUUUCCCCAUCGGGCCCAAUGGCGCCCCAUGGCUAGGACAAUACAUUGUCCAGCCGCCUAUGCAUCAACAGAUGGAAAUGUUGACGUCCGGUAUGGAUCCUUCGAUGCAGUACAUCCCGCAAUUGACGACUCACCUGUCGUCGUUGCACGUUAGUAGCCCUGGCAAUCCUUAUGCGAUGGGCCCUGGCGGUCAUGGCGGUCAUGGUCAUCAUCACCAUCACCAUCAUCAUCAUAGCGCUUAUCAAGCAGCGGCACUUUACCAGGCCAGCCAAUCGCAGGCGGCCGUCAUGGGUCCCAACUCACUCUCUAUGGCUCCCGAAUCUGAUCCCUCUGCUAGCGCCACCGCCUCUCCCGACGAGCCCUUCUCCUACGGAGCCAUGUGAGGGGAAAAAAAAAAAAAAAUGGAUUUUUAUUUUUGGACAGAAAAAAAAAAAAAAAUACCAAAGGGAAUUAACAAGAAAUUUGUAGAUGUCUGGCAGCAGCGGCGCUCUCUCUCUCUCUCUUUCUUUGACAGUGUGUGAGCAGCAAAAAAAGAAGCAGCGUCGAUUUAUAACACGGUAAAGAAAUCGGUGAGCUGUGUGGUGUUGUUUAACCUGGACCCAUUUUUUUUUUAGGGGGGGGGGAAUUUUUCUUUAUUAUUUUUUUUUUUAAGAAUUUAUGUUUUCAAAAAGCGUUUCCUCUUUUUUUUUUUUGUUUGAUCAUUUUGCCUUUUUGUUAUGGCGAUUGAUUUGUUUUCUUUUGUUUUAGGUAGACAUUCCACACAGACACACACAGACACACACACAAAAAUGUGCUUUCCCCUUCUUGAUGCGUUGCGUAAUCGUCCUUGACACCUCUCCGUUUCGUGUAAAUAAGGCUAACGAUGCAAACCUUUUUUUUUUUUUUUUUUUCGUUCACGGGGAAAACAAUUUUUCCAUCUUCGUCGUUUGUUUUGUUUUUGGAACCGGUAGAAUUUUUCUAAUCAUCAUCGCUAACCUUCUAUUUCGUAGAGGUACCUGUUUCUUUUUUCCUCCGCUCGUUCUCCUCCUUUCUCUAUUAAAAAAAACAAAAGCAAAAACAAAAAUGGCUAAGGAAAUAAUUCCUGAAUAAGAAAAUAAAAAUAUAUCGGGAAAUGGGGGGAAAAAAAACAACAGCAAACAAUUCGUCGUGCAGAAGACAAAAAUUUCAUUGACAUGUUCAGAGUCAGAAUAUUAGACAACAAAUGGGAAAAUAACAAAAAACAAGAGAGAAAAGCGUCUGCCAGCCAAUGAUGUGCCUUUUUCAAUCCCACCCCCAUACCUUCCUCACACACACACACACAAUCCCGAUGAUCAAAUCGCAAAAAGGGGGAGAAUUUUUUUUUUUUUUUUUUUAUUUUUAACAAUCCGGUUUUCUUUUUCUCUAAUUAAUAGUUUACGAAAAUCAUUUUCCACUUUUUGUCCUUAAAAUUCGUUUAAAAUGUUUGUGCUUGUUUGUUUGUUUGUUUUUUUGCCCCCAACUUGAUAAUUGAUUGUUCAAUUCCUGUUGAACCCGUCGAUUUUGUUUGUAGAUUUUUGGCGUACUGCUGGAACCAAAAAAAGGGGGGGAGGGGUCAAAAUGAGAAUAAGAUUUUUUUUUUCACGAAACCCUUAAAACAAAAAAAAAUCAAACAAAAAAAUGACAAUGAUUUUGAAUUUCUAAUUAUGUUGUUGUGGGAAGUUAAUCCUCCAGUUGCUAAAAAAAAAAAAUGUGGGGGACAUAAAACAGCAAAAUUACCAAAAAUAUUAAAAAGGAAAAAAAAGAAAAAAAAAAACUGAAAAAGUGUUGAUAAAUUGAAAGAUUUUUCUUUUUUUUAUGAUGGGAAAAUUUCCAUUUUGAAUCCCCCCCGUUCUUUGCCUCCGUUUGUUCAAUUUCCACAGCAGAAAUGGAAACAAAACUCUGUUCUCGCUCGCGUUCUUAGUUUUUGUUUUUUGUUUUUCUCGCCUCAAAUUUUAAUUCGAUUUUUUUUUUCGGGGGUAAUUCCGUUAAAAUUGAAGGGGGGAGGGAACUUGUUUUUUUUUGUUUUUGUGUCCAUGAUUUAAGAAGGAAAAAAAAAAAGGCGAAUGUGUCGACGUACAGUUUAAUUUUCAAUGUUUUUAUGCGGUGAUUUGAAAGGGAUUGCCAUUCGUCGUUCGACGAUGAAUAAAUAAGGAUCGAAGGAAUCGGAGCAAAAAGUACAAAAGAAAAAAAGAAGAUUAGAGAGGGUAAACAUACACACACCAACGUAACACUCCCAACCCCCUCCCCCAAUUUUUAACCCGACAAAGGUGGCGUCAUCAUUUCAUUCAAAAAGGAAAUUUUUUUUUCUCUCCAAACUACCCCGCUCCUUUUCUUUUUUUUUUUUUCGUGGGUUCAACACACACUGCCGUUAUUCAUUUGUUUCUAUUGCGUUAUUUUCAUUUUCCUGAAAUAGCCAUUAUUUCCAAACGAUCUUUUUUUUUAAAAAAAAAAAAAAACUAUUUAAAGAUGAUGGUUAUAUAAUGAAAACAAUUUUUUUUUUCCUUCUCACUUCCUCCUACGUCACUUCCGCCACCUCUACACACACCUGUCCUGUUCUAUUUUGAAAAAAAAAAAAAAACACGAAACAACAACAGAAAAAUGUGUUUCAUGCAAAUGGGGAAAAUCAGUAAUUUUUUUUUUGUUCUUUUUAAAUUUUCAUCUGGUAAAGUGCGUGAGCGCUGUAUGCAAUUUUAAAUUGUGUCGCCUCCAAAUGUUUACUUCGUUUCAUUUCCCUUUUGUUUUUUUCUUCUAAAUUAAGUUUGUCGUUAUGAAAGAAUGUUUGCACCACCUCGCUCCCUCCCUUCUGUUUGCUUUCUUGAUUGUUGUUGCUAAUUGUUAAAUUCGUUCAUUCAUUUUUCUUUUCUUUUUUUUUUUUUUACCUGGCAAGAAAAUAGCGAUCAAAUUUCGCGCGGUUUUGUUAUUUGUUUUGAAAAAAGGAGAAGGAAAAAAAAAAAAAAUGGGGAAUUUAAAAAAAAAAAUCGUGAAAUUGUUUGUUAAAUUGUUUUUUUUUUUUUUUUAAUUUUGUUUCGUGAUUGGUCUCCGUGAUGAGAUCCUUCGGAAUGAAAGAGAAAAAGAUAAUUUUUGGUGGGUUUUAAAAAAAAAUGUUCUCGCCUUUACGCGGGGCGAGAGGAAAGAUGAGGAAAAACAGUUUUGAUUUUGAUUUCACACGUGUUGUUGUUAUUGUUGUUUUAUUGUCCUCGAGAAACACCACGCUGCUGCCCCUGGGCAAGAAAUUCAGAGUUUAAAAAAAAAAAAAUAGAAAUUAACAAAGUGCGAUCAGAAAAAAAAAAAAGUUAAUCUUGUGCGUGUAUGCGUGUGCUCCCCCCCUCCCACCACACCCUCCCGAUAAACGAACGCGUUUGUUAAAAAAAAAAAAAACAAUUGUUGAAUUUUUGUCUUUCCCACUCUCUUUGUUCACCUUCAUUUCAUGUGUUUUUUUUUUUUGUCGAUUGGGAUAUGGAUAAUUGAGAUGGUUCGAAAAUUA